AAAUAGAUUCAUUUACUGUGUGAAGCGCGACCGUAGUAACUGAUAGAAUAUCAACCAUCAGGAUUAAGAGAGGUGGCGAAGAAAAGACAAGACUGGAUUAUGUUGACUUUUAACCGUCCGGAUUAUGGAAUCAGAAACUCCCGCGUUCCUCCUCGUUCUAUUCCCGUCCCCCGUAAGAGGUUUACUCGUACUUGUAAAUACAAACAAAGCUUUUCCACCAGUGUAGCAGAUUUCCUCGAGUCUCCAGACAUUUCCCAGCUCAACGGUGUGCUUGAUCCUUUUUCCAUCCACCCGCCGUAAUCGGAUUAAAAAGGAAAGAGGAGAGAACCCUGCGUCUCGUGUCUUUCGCCCCCGAGCAGGACCUGGGUGGGGAAACCUCAUCAGGUGUCUCUUGGUCUGUCGUCCCACAAAGAAGAUGUGCGUGGCCGUGAGCGGCCGGAGGAAUGGCACCGGGGCUGGAGAGGCAUCGCUGUUGUCGCCACAGCAACCCCUUCAUCUUGCUCUAUGACUGACGACUGUGUGAAGACUGACGUGCAGCAGCUCCUCGUUGUCCUCGGGCCUCAGGGGCGUGAUGUCAGGACACUGGCUUCGGACGCAGAUAUGCUGCUGCUGCGGACCAGCGCCUUGCUCGCUCUGCUGUGCCUUCUGUCCGCCGGUCAAGUCCUCCAGCAGCACGCGGGUCAUGUACACCCUCUUCCACAUCAUGAGCUGCGCCGUCUCCUGCCUCAUGCUGUCCCGCACCAUCUCCGAGCUCGUCAGGGAAAAUGUGCCUUUCUUCAACAUGGUGUGUGACCAGGCGCACGGCGGCGGCCACUGUGAGAUGCUGGUGGGCUACUCGGCGGUCUACAGGGUCUGCUUUGGCACUUCCUGCUUCUACCUGAUGAUGGCGAUCUUCCUCAUAGACGUGAAGUCCAGCCAGGACUUCCGGGCACUGAUACACAACGGCUUCUGGUUCCUGAAGCUCAUCACUCUGCUCGGGAUGUGCACCGCCGCCUUCUUCAUCCCCACAGAGUCCUUCCUGCACGCUUGGCAUUACGUUGGAGUGGUGGGAGGAUUCGCCUUCAUCCUCAUCCAGCUCAUCCUCAUCACAGCUUUCGCACACACCUGGAACAAGAACUGGUUGACGGGCGCGGCGGAGAACAAGCGCUGGUACCUGGCGGUGAUGUGCGCCACCCUCUUCUUCUACACCAUCGCCACCAUGGCCUUCACCUUCAUGUACAAGUACUACACGCACCCCAUCGCCUGCCACUUCAACAAGGCCCUGCUGUGGAUCAACCUGGGCCUGUGCGGCCUCAUGUCCUUCAUCGCCGUCACGCCGUGCGUGAAGCAGAAGCAGCCCCGGUCCGGACUCCUUCAGGCCUCCAUCAUCAGCUGCUACGUCAUGUACCUCACGUUCUCCGCCCUGUCCAGCCGCCCGCCGGAGAAAGUGGUGUACCAGGGCAUGAACAUGACCGUCUGUUACCCCAGCGUGGGACAAGACGGCAUCCAGAACGAGGGCAACGCCGUCGCCAUCAUCGGAGCCGCCAUCAUGUACUGCUGCGUCCUCUUCGCAUGUAAUGAAGCGUCCUACCUGGCCGAGGUGUUCGGUCCGUUCUGGAUGAUCAAGGUUUACCGCUACGAGUUCCAGAAGGCGACCUGCUGCUUCUGCUGCCCCGAGGAGGAGGAAGCUGAGGAGGAGUUUGUGAUCGACGACGAGAACAAAGGCUGUCAGAAGGUCAUUCACAACGAGACCCAGCGAGUGGCCUACAGCUACUUCUUCUUCCAUUUUGUUUUCUUCCUGGCCUCGCUGUACGUGAUGAUGACCCUCACCAACUGGUUCAGCUACGAGUCGGCGGUGCUGGAGACCACCUUCACCCACGGCAGCUGGUCGACCUUCUGGGUGAAGAUGUCGUCGUGCUGGGCCUGCGUCAUCCUCUACCUGUGGCUGCUGCUGGGCCCGCUGUGCAGCUGUCAGCCCGAAUCCAGGCCCCGCCGCUCGCGCAUCAAACGCCGCUCGGCCUCCUCCCGCCACGUCACCGUCAGCGUCUGACCUGGGCCUCGGCGACAGGCAGGGAGGGGAGAGGGCCGCCACGCGGGGCCUGGGACGCGGGGCGAGGGGGUCAGAUGACCCGGAGCCUCUUGAACUUUGCAGGGAACGGAGGUCACGUGGGUCAGCGGGGUCCAGAGACUCGCGGCGCCGCGAGGAGGGACGAAUCGGAAGGCUCCGUGCCCUGUUGCUACGUGAAGUCACAGGCGCCGACAACAUGAACGCAAACCUCUGACGAGGACUCGAUCGUGGUUGUGGAAAACACACUUAACAGAAUCUAUUGCCAAAGGGAUUUGACGGAGUGACGUGUCACUCGCUCUCUAACGUGGGACUGACAGUACGUCGGGGUACAGAUGGAGGAACUUGUGGAUUUAUACGGUAUCAUUUUAGUUUUUAUCUCCAUUCAUAGUUUUUGGCAGCAUGUAGACUUUUAACAUUGUAACGGGAGGAGGAGUUUCUAGAUAUUUGUUGCUGCAGAGUCACGUCACAAUUAUUUGAUUUAUUGUUCUUUCUGUAAAAAAGGAAAAGCCCGUCGGGCCGUUGUGAUCAUGAACAAAUCUUUCUCACCGUUUGAACAAAGAACCAAAUAAGUUCAAUCAUAACGAGCCGGUCCUUACACGCACACACACACACACACACACACACACACCCCUCAGUAGAUUACAAGCGCCUGAACUGUUUGCGUUGCAUCAACAAAUCAGAGAAACGGAUCUAAAUAUUUAUGCAGAUCAUUGGGUCUCUCUCCACGUGCAAGUUUUCUUUCCGACCAAAAGCUACAACAGAUGUCGUUGCCGCGAUUUAACGUGUGAAGUCAGUUUGUGUGUGGUGUUUUGGUGGGAAGUGGAACUUUGGCUCAUCUCCAUUUGAAGCGCUUGUUUUUUUUUUAAAAACUACAACAUCAUUUUUCAAAAGUGCUUAUCCUGCAAAACCCAGAGUUUGUCGAUUUUCUUUUAACUUUUUACGUUAAAGUUAAAGCUCCAUAAUCAAUGCACAGAAAUGUCGACCGUCGACUGAGGACUAGAUCCAGUGUCAUAAUGAACGUGGGUAAAUCACAGUGUAAUAGUUACAGAGAAUAGCGGCAUGACAUUUAUUUCUCUUAGCGCUGACGGUUACAAAAGUUACACACAGAAUCAAUUCAUUUGCAUCUCUUUUAAUAACUUUGGGAACUCGUCCACGAAGAUGUAAUGAUAAUACUCAAAUGCGUAUUAGUCUGGGACUUUUUUCCAAGAGGGGUUACCGACGGACGCAAAACGAAUCAUGUGACGUCGACAGACCAGAGCAGAAAGGAGACGUCUGUGACAAUGAUUCCACAAUGUCUGUGAACCAGUGUCAACGUUUUUUUGUGGGUGAAAUUUGGAAACAUCUGGUACUUUUUAGUCAAAUUCUCGUUCGUCAGCGGCAGCCAUCUUGGUGUAAACCCCGCCCAUUAUCAUAUAAUCGGUUGUGAUUGGACCGGCAAGAUUUCCGCCGGAGGGAAAUUCACUUCCUGGUUACCAGGCCUUCCAUGAAGCAGCUUUCAGGACCGGUUCUCAACUCCAGCUCAAAGCUCACGAACAGAUUCUACUCGCAUCAUUCUCACCAAACGGAUUAUUUGAAAUUGCUCGAGGUGCGACGGAGCGACUGGGAGGCAGCUAAACUUCAAAUGUUGACAUCUCAAAACGUGAGAGAUGUGUUUUAAAUGUUUAAUUGGGCAAAAAAUAUAUAUAUUUAGUUUUUACUUACUGUACAAUGAGGAACAAGUAUGUUGCUUUUACACGACAAUAUUCACGUCGAAAUUUAGUCAUAACGUCUUGUGUGAAUUGUGAUUUUUUUUUACAUAAUUUUACAUUUUUCAAAUUUUUUUUCAUUUGUUACUCGAUUUGAAACCACGAGUGCUACGGGGAAGAAGAAAAAAAUCAGAAUUCCAGAGGGGAUGGAAGCUUUUCUGUCUCAUGCCUUCAGGUGAAGACGUCACGUCUACAGGACGCUGAAGUGAAUCUAAGAUGGCCGCCCCCUCCCCUCCCAAACAGGCCAUGUUGACGUCGGUGGUAUACGUACGUAGAAACCAGGGAACGUUUUCUUUUUUUACAACAUUCAUUUUCUUUUCCUACCAGAAAGGAAACUGAGCUGAAAGUCUGUGACGACUUCACAGUUAAUGAGCGGC
This is a messenger RNA of Scophthalmus maximus (turbot), 4169 nucleotides long. It is a transcript of the gene serinc4, whose product is annotated as serine incorporator 4. NCBI's taxonomy places the organism in Eukaryota, Metazoa, Chordata, Actinopteri, Pleuronectiformes, Scophthalmidae. The coding region runs from base 572 to 2029 and encodes 485 amino acids. Gene Ontology annotation, cellular component: membrane. The transcript is spliced from 11 exons. The record is from RefSeq and is a predicted model, not a curated record.